AUGGUUGAUCGUACACAUUGUGCAUCAAUUAUAUUGAUAGUAAUAAGUAUUGGAUUUAUGGCUGCUGGUGUUCUAUUAAUAGUUCUUGGUGAUUCACUUAUCAAAAAAAUUGUUAAAAAUGAAUGCCAAUUGAAACCAGGAACAAUGGCUUACGAUAGUUGGCAUGAUUCUCCUGUACCAUUAUAUAUAUCAUUUUACGUAUUUGAUCUUAAUGAUACAGAAUUUCUUAAUGGUACAUCAAAACCACAGCUUAAACAACGUGGACCAUUUGUCUACAGAGAACAAAGAAAUAAGACAGAUAUAAGAAUAUAUGAAAAUGAAACAAUUUCAUAUCGAGAACAACGCUCAUAUACAUUUGAUCCAUCACGAUCAGCUGAAAGUGAAACAGUAAAUAUUACUACAAUAAAUCUGGUCUAUAUGACAUUAGUGAAUUAUCUUCAAAUGGAAGAUGUUUCUCGGUCAUUUCGAAUUAUAGUUGGAGGCUUAUUAUCUGGUCAAGAAAAACCAAUUAUGAAACUUUCUGUAAAAGAAUACAUUUGGGGAUAUCAAGAUCCAUUAUUGCAUGUGCUUAAAAGUGAAUUUCCCGAUAUUAUUACUGAUGAUGAAGUGUCAGUUUAUAAUGCUGCGAUACGUGAAACGGGAUUGAAUACAUUUUUAAUUAAUAAUGGUGUUGGUUUUGAUACAGAUCAUACUGAACGUAUUAAUAAUUUGGGCAAAAUUGAACGGUUCAAUUUUGAAAGAAGUUUAUCAUUUUGGUCGAAUGAAUAUGCGAAUAUGAUUAAUGGAACAGAUGGUACAAUAUGGCAUCCAUAUACAAAAGACACUGAACGAAUUUAUGCAUUUAUAUCUGAUAUUUGUCGAUCGGUUUAUCUUAAUUUUAGUGAAUCACAUACUAAUAAAUUUAAUAUUAAAAAUUAUCGUUAUACAAUGCCAAAUAGUGUAUUUGCGAAUUCAACAGAAAAUGAAGGUUUUUGUUUGAAUUCUACAAUUCAUAAUAAAACACAUGAAUUGGAAUGUUUACCAAGUGGCCUAUUUUCAUUAAAAACAUGUAUUCGUUUUGGUGAAAGUUUACCACAUAUACCAUUACCUAUCAUUGGGUCAAAUCCACAUUUUCUUGCAGCUGAUUCUUCAGUACAAAAUGGUGUUAGUGGACUAACACCUGAUGACAUAAAACAUCGUAGUUUUAUGGAUAUAGAACCACUUACUGGCAUUGUUAUGAGUGGAUCUCGACGACUACAAAUCAAUCUAAAUGUUAUUAAUGAUUCAGCCAUACAGGCUAUAUGUCGUCUAAAUCCCGUUAUUUAUCCUAUGAUAUGGGUUGAUGAACAUGCAGAAAUCGAUAAAUCCAAUGCUGAUAAAUUUUAUAGAAAAGUAACUAGACCAAUAACAGCACUUCAUGUUAUGAAAUAUAUUAUACUUGGUAUUGGUAUUGUGUUAUUUCUUUAUGCAAUUGCUUUAAUAGCCUAUCGUCGACAUAAAACAAAUAUAUUUGGUCCCGCUUUUCCAAAACAGCAUCCAGACGAAACAUCGGCAUUGGUUUUUUUUUGA
This is a messenger RNA of Rotaria sp. Silwood1, 1548 nucleotides long. Lineage: Eukaryota; Metazoa; Rotifera; Eurotatoria; Philodinida; Philodinidae. The record is from the annotation of a GenBank genome assembly.